AUGAUACAGCUUAAGUCUGUGAUCGUUCCUGGAAAAAUACUUUGGAAGUUUGAUGAAGCAUUCUGGGUUCCAUUUGUUGGUGCGCCAACAGGUUACAAUACGGCUACCGCACGCUUAUGCUGGCGCCUUCAUUUUUCUAUGGAUUUCUUUAAAGUUGCGAGUGAUAACGUACCACGCGGUACUUCUGUUGCUGCAACGCGAGCACACUGCCAAAUUUUGCAGUGUUGCUCAUCUGAAGCUUAA
This is a messenger RNA of Cercopithifilaria johnstoni, 243 nucleotides long. NCBI's taxonomy places the organism in Eukaryota, Metazoa, Nematoda, Chromadorea, Rhabditida, Onchocercidae. The record is from the annotation of a GenBank genome assembly.